CGCUCGCGUCCGCCGCACUCCCGCCCCGCCCGCGCAGGUCGCCCGGUGCGCUCGGCGCCGCCGCUGUCCCCCGGGACGCGCCCCGCCUCCUGCGCUCCGCCCCUCGCCGCGCCGCGCCCCAGGUUCCCACGGCGCGCCCGGCACCGCGGAGCAGUUCGCCUGCCCUCCCCACGAGCAGCUCGGCGGGGCCAGGCCGCGCGAACAUGGCGCUUGUCCCCUGCCAGGUGCUGCGGGUAGCCAUCCUGCUGUCCUAUUGCUCCAUCCUGUGCAACUACAAAGCCAUUGAAAUGCCCUCGCAUCAGACCUACGGGGGCAGCUGGAAAUUCCUGACCUUCAUUGAUCUGGUUCAUCACAUCCUCAAAUGAAAGCUCUAUGCAAAGUCACAUCUCCCAGUUGCAUAAACAAGUCUGGAACAAAGUGUGGGGUAGAGACAGAAGACUCAAGUCUAUUUAAAGCAUAACUCCAGUUUUUCACUCCCCCUCCCAACUGGCAAGAUGAAGUUUUACUUUAAGAUGAUGUCUUACUUGCAAUAUAGCACGUAAGAGAAAGAGCUCUUCACCACAGGGUUCACAUGUCGGUGUUGUCUAUUUGAUACUGCAAUGAAGGAGACAAAGGCCAUGGUUUUACCUGUACUCUCCUCCACUCUCUUGGUUCUAGGGAUAAACAGAAGGAGUUAGCAGCUCAGAGAACUGUCACUUCCCUUCAGCUGGGAUGAGGCUCGGAGUAUGGCUCUAGGGUAUGAAAUUACAUUUCUGCCUCUAGGUGACAAUAUUCACAGUUGCCUCUGCUGGUUCCGACAGAUGCAUAUAUAUAGGGGCUACAGAAAUGUGUUCAGCUUUCUAAGAUACUUAUUGUUAGAAAUGCCAUUUAAACUCUGAGUCUGUAGGUAAGUUUAUGAUGAAGAUUGUGGCUUGUUCCUGGGGAUCUAUUAUUGUGCUCCAGUAUUCCUUUGUUUAUGUCAAACUCUCACAGACAUAUGAGAAGUACUCAGAUCUUACAAGAACAUUCCACCCAUCAACACGCCAAACCUGAAGGUCUCCGGAUCUCUUGUCUAUCAGAGAUAACCACUGUUCUGACCCCAGCACUGCGUCAGCACUGCUUAAAGUGGAGUGACACAGCUUGUACUUAGAGUUUGUGUUUAUAAAGUUUUCCCUGGGAUGUUUGCUUUGUAUCUGUCUGCGGGGUUAAGGAUGGCUUCACGUGCAUUAUUCUUUCCCGUUCUUGUCCUUCUCCUGGAUUUUAGAACUGCUUUCCACUCUACUUCUGAUGUGUUUUUUGAGUUACUAUCAUGUCUUGAAUGUUCUUAGUAGUGCAUGGUGUGUGUGUGUGUGUGUGUGUGUGUGUGUGUACAUAAAUGUAGGGGUAUUUCUGCCUAGGGGUAUAGCAUUGAUGAGUGAUAGAGACCUGUGUGUUUAGCUGAUUAGAUACUGCCAGAUGAUUUCCCUAAGUGGCUCUAACAAUGUCUCUUCCUUAUAGAAGAAUGUAGACGCUCCUGUUAUUCCGUAUUUUCAGUAACAUUUUGUGUUAUAGGUAUAUAUAUUUUUAAUUUACCUAAAAAUAUGCCAGCUAUUCUGAUGGGUUUUCAGUACUACUUUAUUAUAAUUUUAACUUGAUUUUCUUCUCAUUACUUAAAUGUUGCACAUUUUUAUUUGUUUCGAGGCCACUCGAGUAGCCUGUGCUGUGAACCCUUUAUCCACUAAAAGAAAGUUGAAUUGUCUCACUUUUACUUCCUGGUUUCUAAAAAGCUACUUUUACAUAAAGGGUAGGAACUCUUUUCAGAUACAUAGAGUAGUUUACUUCCCCACAUCUGUGUCUUACCCUCCAUCUGUGUGCUCUCUGUCUGUCUGUCUGUCUGUCUGUGUGCACUCUCGUGCGCACACACACAUGUGCACAUGCACAUAGGUGUGCACAUAUAGACACAUGUAUGUACAUGUGUACUCGUGGCUGUGUAGGCUGAGGUUAACCUCAGGGUCAUUCCUCAGGUGCCACUAUGUUGUUUUUGAGGCACAGUCUCUCUUUUGACCUCGACUUGCUGUUUAGGUUAGGCUCUCAGGAGGUGGUCUUGCCCCAAUGACAAGAGCAGGCUUGUUUUACAGAAGCUCUGGAGGUGGAGCUCAGGUCCUCAUACUUGCCCAGAAGGUGCUUUGCCAACCGAGCCCUCUUGCUGGCCCUAUUUAUGGUUUCUUUGGAUCAGCUGAAGUUUUCUACUUUAUUGAAGCCAAAUGUAUCAAUCUUCUUCACUGCUAUGGGGAUUUUUUUCUUUUCUUUUUGCCUUUAAUGGAGUAUUUAUCUUAUUCAAGAUCACAAGGGGCUUUCUCUAUGCUGUCUUCCAGAAAUUUUGUCAUCUUACAUUUAUUUCUGUCCCUCUAGUCGUGUUUUUGUGUAUGGCGUGACUGAGGGGUCAGGGGUCAUUGCUUUUUCCCAUGCUCACAUGACCCGCUGUUGUUCCUUGGCAGCUUCCUUCUAAAUCAGCACCUGAACUCUGACGCUCUGUCUAUUUCCCUACCCUUGCAUGAAUGCCACACUCUUUUUUAAGACUACAUCUGUAAUUUCAGGCUUGAGGUCCUUUCACGUUAGUCCUUCAGCUUUGUCCUUAAAGAUUAUCUGUUGGCAUGAUGUUUUUGUACACUGUGUAAAGAUUACCCUUGUGCCAGUCAGAUGCGGAUUUCUCCACCCUCAUAUCUUGUUUCAAUCCGGACACAGCAUUGUAAUGCUUAUACCAAGAAUCUCCUGUCUCAAGUUUGGGUAACUAAGUCUUACCGUGUAUUCUCUGCCUUGUCUAUAGCUGAUACCUAAUGGCUGGGCAGAAGAAAGAACAGGGUGGGACGUCCACCAACCAGAGAAAAGAGGAAGGGAGGGAGGGAGAUUCAGAUAAGCCGAAGGAAGGAUUUGGAACCGUGAGGAAGGAGUCCAGAAAGAGAUCCUGGAAACACACCUGAAGCCCAAACAGCCAGAUUAAUAACAUGCAAGUAUCACAGGAUGGAGCUGGGAGAUAGCUAGAUUACCCUAGCUGGCAAAAGUAGAUCACUUAACUGCUCAGCUAUUAGGGUACAGUUUUAAGCAAAAAUAGCUUUAUCUGUGUCAUUAUUAGGGAUUAACAUAAAGUCAAGAACUACAGCAGCCGAUUAAUUUACUGUUUAUAUUUAUGUUACGAAUAAUUCAUUUACAAUUAUCUUCAUUAUUGUGGCCUGUUUCAUUUCCAUUUAAUGUUAGAAAAAGCUUGCCAAAUUUUAAAUAAAGACUUUUAAGCUAUUAAUUGGUCUAACAAAGAAACCUUAAACCAUAACUUCGGAGUAAUGGCCGUUUUCCAACAUUGUUCCUUCCAGCCACAGAGCCUAUCCCUCCACUCUGUGGGUGGUCUCUAACCUCGCAUGCAAAAACUCUGUGAUUUUCUUUGUGGAGGUCUUGUGCCUCCUUGGAUCCUUUCUCUUUACUAGCAAUCAAAAUCUUGCUUUUCGCCGGCAUCCUGAGCAGCACACUAAAAGAGAAACUAUUUUGAAACUUCAAGACAGGAAGUGUCCUUCACCUUGAGGAGGAGGUGUGAGCUUUUUUUUUUUUUUUCUUUCUGUUGUUGGUUUGAGGUAGGUGUGAAGCUGAAUGCCUUGUCCAGAUGGAACCUCGGAUGUCCUUAAAAGUAGCAGAUGUGUGUGGGCAGAAUGCAGAUUACUAUAUUGAGAAGCGCACUGAAUGUCUCUAGGUAUCACAUACAGUUAGCUGAAUGAAGAAGCCGGUGCGUGUUUUCAGUAUCUGAUCCACGCUCACUGAUGCUGGGCAAAUGACCAUUCCCAAACAAAGGGAUCAUAUCUUUUACAUUCCUUCCUCCAUCUUUGAUUUCCUAUUUCUAGUCAGUAGAACUGACUUAAAUAAAGAAAAUCUCUUCAGUAUGUAAUGAACCCUGCUCUAGUGACUGGACAACAUACUCUUUAAGGGAUUAAAAUAUUACAGAGUUGUCUCUAGUUGCUACCUUUUUUAUUUUUUUCUUUUAUUUCCCAUCAUGCUUUGGGAAUGAAGUUUUUCCUCACUGACUUCAGUCUCUCAGCUCCAAUUCCCAUAUCACACUGGUUCCUAGCUGUGAAGGCCUAUUAAACCUGAGCUUAUAGCCUCCCUACUUACCAGAACCAGCAGGAAAAAAUGCCCUUUUUUCAUUUGUGGUUGUGAAAAUGUCCUUCUUAGUAUCUCUUGUCUCCUGGUCUUUCUGUUCCACAGUUCUGCUGGCUGUUUUUAAGGCUCCCUUCAUGCCCUUUAAGUGGAUGUCCACUUCACGUUUCCUGUUUCAUGUGACUUUUUUGACUGUCAGCUUUCUGUGGAUUUUGGAGUCUGGUCUGGAACUAGCUAACCAUCCAAGUGAGUCUGUCCAACUUUCUGUUGGCUUACCUCGUUUCAGGGCCCUGAGGACUCAAACUUGAACACAUCGUAAGGAAACUCCAGUGAGCUGUCUGCUUUGGCGACUUUUCCACCUGGCCUGUGUGUUACUUGCUUGUCUGCGUCUGUGACAGAUACAAGAGAGGCCUAACUUCAAGGUGCAGAUGAUUUAUCUUGCUCAUGUCGUUAGAGGUUUCAGUUCCCCAUGACGGAGAGAGCCUAGAAGCAGUUUGCCAAUUAGAGAGAGUCAGGAGAGAGGUCAGGGCCUGGGGAAUGUGGGCAUGCGCUUUUCUGCCCUUUGCCCUUCAUAAACAUCAUCUGCUGACCACACGUAGGGCAGGUCUUCCUAAGCCUUGUUUAAUCCUUUAAGACCUCUUGUCAAAUGUGCUUCCAUAACCUAGGCCCUUCUCAUCCAAUCAGUUUGACCAUCAGGAUUAACCACGACAGCCCAUGACCUGGAAGUGGUCUUUGGGUUUUCUUUCUUGUCUUGUUUACCACGUCCAGGUUUAGGAUUUCCCUCAGUAGCCUUGACAUCUCUGUAGCUCUUCUUCUCUGUAUUAAAAGGAUAGUUAAUACAGCCUAACUCUCUAAUGACCCCAAGAAGUAAGAAGUUUAAAAUGCUAUCUCGCUCCAAAGAAGCUCUAACUCCAGCCUUCUAAGGAGCCCCAAACACUUCAUAUUCCUUGAACCCACUCUUUGUUAGAAACUAGGUGAAAGGUCUCAUUCCAGAGCCUGCCCUUUGUUAAGAGCUAGGCAAAAAGGCCUUGAGUAGGUGAUCCUGGCCCUGUAAGGUAACUGGAAAUGAGCUAAUUAUCUGCUUAUCUUGCUUCUGUAAACUGCUUUCGCCAUUACCCCCACCCAGGAGUUCACGCAUAUAGACUCCAAGAAAAUAGGAAGCUAAUUGGUCCACAGAGCGUGGGCUCCGAUAAUUUAAACUGAUUGGCCUAAAAACAAUGGAGCGGUACAAAUUGAUUGGUUUACACUACGUGGGCUCUUGAUGCUAAGGAAUGAUUGGUUUGUGAUUUGCAGGCUUUGUUGUAAACUUAUAAAAGCUGUACCAAUUCUGCACUUGGGGUCCUACAGUCCUCUACCCUGCGCGGUGUACGACUGUGGACCCCAGAACCUCUGGAAUAAAA
This is a messenger RNA of Apodemus sylvaticus (European woodmouse), 5498 nucleotides long. It is a transcript of the gene Aig1, whose product is annotated as androgen induced 1. The coding region runs from base 204 to 365 and encodes 53 amino acids. The record is from RefSeq and is a predicted model, not a curated record. The transcript is spliced from 3 exons. NCBI's taxonomy places the organism in Eukaryota, Metazoa, Chordata, Mammalia, Rodentia, Muridae. Gene Ontology annotation, cellular component: membrane; endomembrane system.